AUGACGUCUGCUGCUCUCGAUCGUGCUCUUGUCACGAGCCACUCGCCCGUCCCCAUCUCCUUGCGCUUCGUGUUCCGCUUGACGGCCACCUUGGCCACGCCAAUAGCGAUCGGCGACAGUGGCCAAGGCCUGCGCAAGGUCGUCCCCCUCACCGGUGGGGUCUUGGAGAGCAAGGCAGAUGGGCAGCUCGGCGAGGGCGCUUUUGACGGAGCCCAGUGCGUCGGUGGAGGGGCAGACUACCUGACCGUCGAUGCCAGAGGGCUGUCACGUCUUGAUGCACGCUAUGUGUUCCAGCUCAAGAGCGGGCACUACCUCUACUUUCAGUCUAGCGGGACCCGCUACGUGCCGCCUGGUGACGAUGAAGCAUCCAGACUGCUCAGCAGUGGAUCUGACAUCGACCCAAGGCGCUACUACUUCCGUCUCAAGCUCGUGCUCGAGUCCGACGAUGAAGAUGCAGGCGUGCAGGGUGCCUGCAGGAGCAUCGUCGUCGCCAGCGCUGUUCGCGGAGCAACCAGCAUCGUGUAUGAUGCGUACGUUGUGGGAUGAGACUCAAGAAUGCUUUGGUGACAUGCUCCUCCCUCCUGAUAACACAAAUAUCACAAGCGUUCGAUGAGCAACGUGUGCAAUGAGAGGGAAGGCUUUAAAGCUUGUCUAGCACGAUCCUUGAAUCAGUCAUCUGGAAAUGAGUUCAAC
Messenger RNA from Acaromyces ingoldii, 693 nucleotides. RefSeq lists its product as hypothetical. Bases 1 to 546 code for a protein of 181 amino acids. The transcript has 2 exons. Lineage: Eukaryota; Fungi; Basidiomycota; Exobasidiomycetes; Exobasidiales; Cryptobasidiaceae. The record is from RefSeq and is a predicted model, not a curated record.